Molecule: messenger RNA, 1717 nt
Organism: Gopherus evgoodei (Goodes thornscrub tortoise)
Lineage: Eukaryota; Metazoa; Chordata; Testudines; Testudinidae
Gene: LYPLAL1
Product: lysophospholipase like 1
Exons: 5
Coding region: 35-745 (236 amino acids)
Biological process (GO): protein depalmitoylation
Cellular component (GO): cytoplasm
Molecular function (GO): palmitoyl-(protein) hydrolase activity; carboxylic ester hydrolase activity
Source: RefSeq, a predicted model, not a curated record
CCCGUCCUGCGCUUGGCAGAGGGGAGCCGCGGCCAUGGCGGGCAGCGUCGCGCUGCAGCGGAGCGUUGUGUCCCCGGCGGGCAGGCACCGCGCCUCGGUGAUCCUGCUGCACGGCUCAGGUGACACUGGCCCAGGAGUAAGAGCAUGGAUCAAACAAAUUCUGAAUCAGGAUUUGGUUUUCCAGCAUAUAAAAGUAAUUUAUCCAACAGCUCCUGCCAGACCGUAUACACCUAUGAGAGGAUCCCUCUCCACUGUGUGGUUUGACAGAUGGAAGAUCUCUAAUGAGUGUCCAGAACAUAUUGAAACCAUUGACUCAAUGUGUCAGGUGCUUACAAACGUGAUUGAUGAUGAAGUUAAAAAUGGCAUCAGCAAGAACAGGAUAAUUUUAGGAGGUUUUUCAAUGGGAGGUGGCAUGGCAAUGCAUUUAGCAUACAGGUAUCAUCAAGAUGUGGCUGGAGUCUUUGCUCUUUCUAGCUUUCUCAAUAAGACAUCUGCUGUUUACCAGGCUUUACAGAAAAAUGAAAGUGUCCUUCCUGAAUUAUUUCAGUGUCAUGGAACAGCUGAUGAGUUAGUUCUGCACUCGUGGGGUGAAGAGACCAACAAGAUGUUAAACUCAUUAGGAGUAGCAACAUCUUUUCAUAGUUUUCCAAAUCUUAAUCAUGAGUUACACAAAACUGAACUGGAAAAAUUGAGCUCCUGGAUUCUAAAGAAAUUGCCUGUGGAGACAGCAAUGUCAAAUAAAUAAAUGAAAUUAACUUAACAUUUCAAAAUAACAUGUUUAUGUACGGCAAGGACUUGCCUGCACUAACAGUUAAUGUACAGCAGGCUAGUAUGAGGUAAAUCUACAACCCAGCUUGCCACACACGAAGUGUCCGUGUGAAUCCUGCCUCCUCUCUACUUCCCUGCUUUGAAACAGGAGUAGAUCAAAGUGCACAGUGAAUGGUUAGUACAUGGCAGCAUGGUCCACAUAGACAGUUAGUGCGUGGAAAACUAGGGUGUGUCUUCUGCACACUAGCCUGCAUCACAUUAACUGUUCAUCUAGACAGGCUCUAAGGGUGCAUCAUCUAUUUCGUAAAUACAAAUCCAGCUUCAUAUAGACACUUACAUACAACUUUCUUACAACCUAGUUCGGAUGAUGAUAAACUACUGAUACUUACUAUGUUUUUACUGUCCAGUAUGCAAAACAUGAAGCUACAACAUUCUGUGGAAGAUACGGAGAGUAUUAAAACCAUUUAUAGAUGGGCCAAACUAUCUUCAAAACUUUUAAUAUAUAUUGUUCCAUGAGUUUCCAGAUCAUCCUGUUUUUGUUCCAAGAUGGAAAAAUCUGUAAUUUUUUUUAAAAAGUUAAAAAUAACUUUACAGUCUACAAACGUAGCAGUGUGUAAUAUAAGGCAAGUUACAUUUGAGGAAAAAAUUAUGGUGCCAUUCCUGCAAAGACUUAAGCGUGUGCAUAACUUUACAGUAUGUAAAGUGAAACACACAUGUACAGGGUUGUACUGCACUUCACAGAAAUCAUUAAGGUUUGUGUUAAAAUGAGAAGUUUAGCUUCAGCACUGAUGCUUGUUGUUACUAUCACUGUAGUGAUAUUUAGAAAUCUAGUUUUGGAAUAGCUGUUAAAGCUGUAUUUGGUUUGUUUUUGUUUUGUUUUUUUUAGGUAUAGGGAAUAAUGCAGUGAAAGAUGCCAUAAUAGUUCUUAAAUAUACCCUGUUUUUGGAGA